CUGCAGGGGCCACCCCGGACGUGGCGCAGUGAUGGCAGUGCACGACCACGGCCUCCUGCUGCUGCUGCUGCUUGGCCUGGCAGCAGUGACCCACCCGCCGCCCACUGCUGCCCAGCCGCCGCCCGCUGCCCUCCGCGCCGGCCACACCGUUGCCUCGCUGCCUACCGCUGCUGCUGCACCACGCACCCGAUACCUUUUGUAUGACGUAAAUCCUCCUGAAGGGUUCAACCUUCGCAGAGAUGUCUAUAUUCGUAUCGCUUCACUUCUAAAGACUUUGCUGAAAAGUGAAAAUUGGGUGUUAGUUCUGCCUCCUUGGGGACGUCUUUAUCACUGGCAGAGCCCAGACAUUCUUCAGGUUCGAAUUCCUUGGUCUGAGUUUUUUGAUAUCCCAAGCCUCAAUAGGAACAUCCCUGUCAUUGAAUAUGAGCAAUUCCUUGCAGAGUCAGGUGGGCCCUUUAUUGAACAGAUUUACGUCCUGCAAAGCUACGCAGAAGGAUGGAAAGAAGGAACAUGGGAGGAAAAAAUAGAUGAGAGGCCUUGCAUUGAUCAGCUUAUGUAUUCCAAAGACAAGUAUGAGUACUACAGGGGAUGGUUCUGGGGUUAUGAAGAAACACGGGGCCUAAAUGUGUCUUGCUUGUCUGUCCAAGGAUCUGCCUCUAUUGUGGCUCCCAUCCUUUUGAAAAAUACCUCAGCACAGUCAGUGAUGUUAGACAGAGCUGAAAACCUUCUUCAUGACCACUACGGAGGGAAAGAUUAUUGGAACACCCGUCGAAGUAUGGUGUUUGCUAAACACUUGCGUGUAGUAGGAGAUGAGUUUAGAAACAAGUAUCUUCAAUCCACAGAUAAAGCAGACAGGACUCAUUACAAUGAGGACUGGACACAGAUGAAGGUCAAGAUGGGCACAGCUCUAGGUGGUCCAUAUCUUGGGGUUCAUCUCAGAAGGAAAGACUUCAUCUGGGGUCACAGAGAAGAUGUGCCUUCGCUGCAAGGAGCAGUAAAGAAAAUCCGCAGCCUCUUGGAAGCAUAUAAACUUGAAAAAGUUUUCAUAGCCACUGAUGCUGUUGAGGAAGAGAUUGAAUUGCUUAAGAAACUGCUGCCUGAGAUGGUGAGGUUUGAACCUAGUUGGAAGGAGCUAGAACUCUACAAAGAUGGGGGGAUGGCUGUGAUUGACCAGUGGAUCUGUGCGCAUGCAAGAUAUUUUAUAGGCACCUCAGUUUCAACAUUUUCCUUCCGGAUCCAUGAAGAAAGGGAGAUCUUGGGAUUUGAUCCAAAAACAACUUACAACCGAUUUUGCGGUGAAAAAGAGAAAAACUGUGAGCAGCCAACUCACUGGAAAAUUGUGUACUAAUAUAUAGAGAAAUCCAAGGACUUUAAUACUCUGGUGAGCUCAAGAGAAUGAGGAAAGACUACAGGGAAAUACAUGCCUUUUACCAAAAUACAACUCAGUCCUCUCCCCUCUUCUCUAUGUUUACUUGACAUCUGCGUUUUGAAGCACAAGCAAUAUUCAUCCUUUUAUCCAGACGCUGAUGUGAGCGAGGAAAAUGAAGUCAGCCUGGGAUUUAUUUCUCAGCAGAACUAUGAUUACAGAUGAUACCAUGCACUACAAUUAAGAUUUGAAAGGCAGAACUUUGUGCUGAAGCUGAGUAAUGAAUCAAGUCAAAGUUUUCUUUGGAGUUCUUAGGGAACUCCAUUUCUGUCUUUACCUGAUUGUUCAGUGUUUGCCUCUCUGCAGGAAGUAUAGCUCAUUUUUGUAAGCUGCAAUGUGUGAGUUGCAGAUUGUGCAUAAACUCUGCAGUUCCUUAGGAAAAUCUUUCCUUUUCAACUAGUAAGUUGUGAGUAUUCAAAUUGAUGCAGUCAAUGCUCAGUAAAAAGAAGAGGGUGUGAUACUUCUGUGCGAGCACUAUGCUGCGAGAAGCAUAGCUUCACAUAGCAGUCUCAGUGGGUCUGUGCUGAGAGAGGCACAAAGACUGGUUUUGGAGCGUAGUAAAAUAAGUGUUGUUUCUUAUGCUUUUUCUUCACAGAGGAAGCUUUUCCGUAUCAUCCUCUGAAGGGUGUAUUCAGUUGGACUGAUGCAAAUGUUGGUACCUUUUGGGCAUCACUCAGCUAAGUGACCAUGAUACUUUGCCAGGGAACAUGCUAAAAGACCUUUCAAGUUUCCAUAUCAGUUAAAUAGAUCAUCCCAGUAGUUCAAGAAAUGAAUGUUCUGAGUUUCUGCUUUCAGUUUUCAGAAGGGAGCAAAUUGAAGAAAAUUAAAGAUAACAAAGGCCAUUGGGCCACAAAAUAAUGUGUAUAAGCUGAGCAGCUAGGUACCUUGCAGGUGAUAUUGCACUCCAAUGGAGACAGCUGGCUGGUGGUAUAUGGGAAGAGCACUGUGCUACAUCGCUAUCCAGAGGGAAAGUGCAGCUCCUAUUUGAGUACAAAUUUUUAAGUACAAAUUCUAGUUUUUGCAGUCUCCUGCCAUUCAGAUUUGACUGCUAGAAAGUAUUCUCCAUUUUAUGCUUCAGAUGGGUCUUUUGCCCUGCAGAUGCACAUGGCUCAGUAAAGCAGGAAAAACUUUUUUUUCAAAAAUGGGCCUAGAGAGAGGUUUCAAGAGGUGAGUCAGAUGUUUUUCCUAAAUUCAGUUUUACUAGGUUACCUCCCUGUUAGUAGAUCCUUCACUUGCUUUUUCCCUUGUCUUGAGCAGGAGCACAGAUAUAACCCUCCUGCACUGUGCUUUGGAUGUUUCAUAGAUGCUUCCAGACAAUAGGUUGUUUCCUUCUGUGCAACUGCAGUGAGAACUGUGAAGACUUCUCAGACAGUAGUAGCAACAGAUAUCCUGUUCUUACCAGCUGUUUAUUUAUCUCCUUGUUGCAGCUGAGUCUCUCUGUUGACAAAGUGGGGAACCCAACUAAAAGCAGUGCCUUUGCCCACCAAGUCAAAUGUUCUUGUUUAGCCUGUUUGCCAUAUAAAGCAAUGGUGACAUCUUACAUGUAAGAAGUACCUCCGUUCAUUGAGGAAAAAAUAAAAAGCUUUCUAGCAUUUUA
Oxyura jamaicensis (ruddy duck) is the source of this 3023-nucleotide messenger RNA. RefSeq names its product protein O-fucosyltransferase 2 (gene POFUT2). NCBI's taxonomy places the organism in Eukaryota, Metazoa, Chordata, Aves, Anseriformes, Anatidae. The transcript has 9 exons. Gene Ontology annotation, molecular function: peptide-O-fucosyltransferase activity. The record is from RefSeq and is a predicted model, not a curated record. Bases 32 to 1348 code for a protein of 438 amino acids. Gene Ontology annotation, biological process: protein O-linked glycosylation via fucose.